AUGCUUUGGAAGACUCUGGUGCUGCUGCUGUUCUAUUGCAGUGCUUAUGCCACUGUCACCCACAGAUGGAGCAGAGCUGUGCUUUUCCCAGCUUCUCAGAGAUUCAAGAGGUCGUCAGCUGCCUUCCUGAACCCAGUGUUACAGAACUCCCUGGAGGAUGUGGUCCUGCUUUAUGAGUUUCUUUUAGCUGAGCUCGACAUCGACAAAGGUCAGAGGAUCUCCAUCAAGGAUGAGGAGCUGGCUUCCCUGAGGAAGGCUGCUGAGUUUGACACCAUCUGCAACGAGAUCAUCCCCAAGAGCAUCCCGGAGAUCCGCAGGCUGAGCAGCAGGCUGUCCUCCUACCCCAGGGUCCUCAAGAAGGAGGACUUUGAGAGGACAGUGCUGACCAUGGUCUACACGGCCUACAGAGCUGCCCAGUCCCAGGGGCACCAGAAGGACACCUGGGCUGAGUCCUUUGUCAACCUCUACAAAGCCCUGAAGAACGACUUGAUGCUGUCCUACAGCAAGCAGCCCUCGUAG
This is a messenger RNA of Melospiza georgiana, 519 nucleotides long. RefSeq names its product family with sequence similarity 180 member A (gene FAM180A). The coding region runs from base 1 to 519 and encodes 172 amino acids. The record is from RefSeq and is a predicted model, not a curated record. The transcript is spliced from 3 exons. Lineage: Eukaryota; Metazoa; Chordata; Aves; Passeriformes; Passerellidae.